CAGGCUGCGUCAAUGCCGUCCUCCUCGUCAGCUCCUAGUCACCUCAACAUUCACACGGUCACAACUGUUCCUGAUCCUUUGCUCACUCAAAUUGUAAUACUAUUCCGUCCCGCACUGCCUCCUGCUAGCAAUCACUCUGCGGACAUUGGGAAGAAGCGUUCCUUGACAGGCGUUGGAGCAAAGAUCGCCAGCGAAUCGAGGCGGAUGUAGGAUCGUCGAGGCACGCUAGGAACGAGUAUUAUAUGGAGACUCCACGAUGAGCGCACUGAUCACUCACUCUUGCCCACAACCAACACCAAACUGCGUGUCUCCCCUCUAUUCCCCACUCUGCAGUGUACCCCUCACCCAGACACAUCGUCAUACGCGUUCACAGCAAGACACAAGAUCAGCUCACCGAUGCCGCCCAAGAAAGGACAGGUGAAGGGGGAACCAGCCUGCGAGGAGCUCGCAGCUGAGGAGGUCAAAGAAGAGGAGAACGCUUCUGUCGACGACGAGAACGAGGCUGCUGAAGCCUGCAGUGCAAAAUCCGAGCGAAGAGCUUCUUCACCACUCUCUUCUGCAGGAGAUGCCUCCGAAGCCGAGGGCAAGGUCAAGGAGGAGAUACCAGUGACUCCAAAGAGAAAGCGACAAGAGAAAGAAGAGCCUUCGACCCCCUCGCCAACGAAGAAAGCUCGAGCACCUAAAUCGCCCGGAACUCCAAAGGCUUCCUGGCUCACCAAGUUGCCUCAGCCCUCUGAACCUCCUGCUCUCACGACGGCCUCGCGCCAGAUCAAUCAGGAAGACCACCUUGCACUAUGGUUCGCCAUCAUCUCCCGCUUCAACGAGUUCAAACCGUCCUCUGAUGAAGGAAUGAACAAGUAUCACUGGCUGGAGCGCAAGAUGGGUCGUGCAGCAGACGACAGACACAAGUACGGAUGGGGCGAAUACCUUCGAGGUCCCUUUAUGAUCUUUGCCAAGAGUCUGCUCAGCUGGAUCCAGUCAGGCUGCCCACCCUCUGGUCUUUCUGUACCCAAAGGAAAAGCCGAAGAAGGCUGGAUGGAUUGGAAGUUGGUGGCCUCGACGAUCUAUGAGGAGUUUAGACCUGCUUGGGCUGAUCUGCAGAAGGAGAGGCAGCUGGGAAAGGAUGGGAACGAGAGACUGAGGAUGGCUAGUGGUGGGAUGCUCAAGAAGAUACUCUCUGCGCUUGAUGGAUAGGAAGGUGUCAGAUAGGGCAUGUGUACUCUCUUC
Microstroma glucosiphilum is the source of this 1227-nucleotide messenger RNA. RefSeq lists its product as hypothetical. The transcript has a single exon. Lineage: Eukaryota; Fungi; Basidiomycota; Exobasidiomycetes; Microstromatales; Microstromataceae. The coding region runs from base 397 to 1194 and encodes 265 amino acids. The record is from RefSeq and is a predicted model, not a curated record.